This is a messenger RNA of Zymoseptoria tritici IPO323, 549 nucleotides long. RefSeq lists its product as uncharacterized. The transcript has a single exon. Lineage: Eukaryota; Fungi; Ascomycota; Dothideomycetes; Mycosphaerellales; Mycosphaerellaceae. The annotation marks the transcript as partial. The record is from RefSeq and is a predicted model, not a curated record.
UAUUGCGAUGAGCCAGAGCUGGAAGGACUUCGCUACAUCGCUGAAAACACAACCAUUCCCAUCCCUCGACUCUAUCGAGUGCACAGCUACCAUGGCAAACUGGCGCUUGAACUGGAAUACUUCCCUGGAUGCGAUACCCUUCAAGUCUGCUGGCGGAGGUACUCGCACGAACAAAAACAGGCCAUCGUUGAUCAGAUCAGCGGUUUCACAGCACAGCUUCGACAACUGGAACCUCCUCCCUCGAAAAGCAUUUCGUCGGCUGACGGCGGUCCUUGUUACGACUUCCGCGUAGGCUCUUUGAAGCUAUUCGGACCGUUUGACGACUUGGCUACGUUCCAUCGGUGCGUACGUGGUGGCAUCCGGAUGGAGCAUGCGCAACGCUCCUUUGGCAACGAGGUCAUGCAAGUGCACCAACGCAAGUAUGAGAUCUGCUUCACACACGGAGAUAUCAGUGGACCGAAUAUCCUGGUCCGUGACGCCAAAGUGGUUGCGAUCAUAAAUUGGAAGUGCGCUGGCUGGUAUCCCGAGUAUUGGGAGUACACAAAGGCG